Messenger RNA from Haplochromis burtoni (Burton's mouthbrooder), 12329 nucleotides. It is a transcript of the gene nhsl1a, whose product is annotated as NHS-like 1a. Lineage: Eukaryota; Metazoa; Chordata; Actinopteri; Cichliformes; Cichlidae. The transcript is spliced from 9 exons. The record is from RefSeq and is a predicted model, not a curated record. Bases 3924 to 10442 code for a protein of 2172 amino acids. Gene Ontology annotation, biological process: cell differentiation.
AGAGAGAGAGAAAGAGAGAGAGAGAGAGAGAGGGCAUGAAGUUAUGAAAUGUGGGUCAUUUUUUUCUGUAUCUGUCAACAUUAACACACACACACACCGUUAUCUUCAUAACCUUUUUGCAGUGUGAGUGAGAAAGAGAGAAUGUGUGUCUCAGUGUGUGUGUGUGUGUGUGUGUGUGUGUGUGUGUGUGUGUUUGUGUUGGAGCACUGAAGAAGGUUGAGCAUGCUUUAUUUUGAGCACAGAGAGAGAGAGAGAGAGAUUAAUGGAGGGAGUGAAGAGUUGACUAGAUGCACUGUUUUCAUGAUUACAGCUGCAGGAGUCCUUUGUGCAACUGUUACUAUGGUUACUGCUCCUAAUAGCACCGCUAGUAUUUCAACUACUACAAGUACUUCUGAUACUGCAAGUACUGAUGAUGCUGGUUCAUCCAAGUUUUGGGUCAGAGACGUGUGCAGUCUUGAGUCUGGCACGUGUGUGUGUGUGUAAGUCUUUAAUGACUGUCGGCCUGUCGGGGCAGGCUGAAGCAUCGCAUUGAGCCUCCAUAACACAGCUGUCCUUCUCCUGCAGAUUCAGACGUGGCUGUGGAGCUUUCCUUAAUGAAAUCCUGCAAGCUGCACUUCCUCAAGCAAACAAAAACAAAAAGAGCACACAUAAAAUUUGCUAGAAUGUUUAUCGACUCAUGAUGUUUCAGUUUUAGCUACAAAACAAAUUAGCAGUUAAUGUUUAAAUGUUUCACCCAUGAUCUUAUUGUCCCUCUUUUUAAGAUUGUUUGCUUUCAUCUGUGGCCUCAUUCUGUAUCAUUAUAAGCUACAUUUGCAUAUUAGAGCUCAAUUUUGUUUGUAUUUGUACUCAUGAUGCAUCUUGAAGCAAGUCUUGCAGUAUUUAGUAUUCGUAUUAGAUCGUAUUUACAUGUUUUGCAAGCUCAAUAUAUUAAUCAUACCUGUGUGAAGUGGUUAAAAAAUAGUAAGAGUUAGAAGCACAAAAUAUAACAACUGAAUGCGCCAGGACAAGAUCGCAUCAGUUAUUUUUGUCCCAUCAUCCGUCAGAGUAAACACUUUCACCCUCGGGAGAAAUUCCCCUGUCAAGUACCUGACAUUCACUUCAAAAACACAACUGAGCUGCCAGGACACAGACGAUGGAUGACGUAGGAAAAAAGCUAGGGGAGAGGAACUGAAGAUUGAUGGGACCCUUCUCACUUUCUCUUCUUCUCUUUUUUUUGUUGGCCAGGUGAAUCCCUGAGUCAAUCAAGCGUUUGAUCAGGGAGACCUCCAGGCAGAAAACGAAUGAAUAUUAUCAUUGCUUUUAUAUGAAGCACGGAUACCUUUAAAAAUUGGUUAAAAACUCUUGUUUUUGUUUAAGAACUGAUUUCAUAAUUAAACAAUAAACAUUUUUAACUUUCUUUCUGUCUGUGGUCCUCACCUCCCUGUGACUCAUACACCUCAAAGGAACACCUCACAGUUUUACCAACAAAAUACCAUCAGCCUCCCAAACUGACUGAAAACAGAGACAUUCAUUAUUCUGCUUUUCUUUGUGAAUAUUUCUUCAUUAUGUUUAUGUUUUGUUUUGUCACUUUGGACACAUCUCCACCUCCACCAGCUGGAACCUGGGAUGGAUCCAACCUCUGAAUGUACCAGCACAAAUCAAGGCCUUUCAGACCAGGGGACAUCUUCCAGUCUUCUCUUGUUCAAGUUCGGUGAAUCCACAUGAACCAUAGCCUCAGUUUUCUAUUCUUAGCUGACAUCAGUGGCACUCGGUGUGGUCUUCUGCUGCUGUAACCAAUCUGCUUAAAUGUUUGAUGCGCUUUGCAUUCAGAGAUGCUCUUCUGCAUAUGUAGUUGUGAUAAGUGGUUUUGAGUUGCUGUUGCCUUCCUAUCAGCUCAAAGCUGUCUCUCCAAUCUUCUGUGAACUGCUGCUCACAGGAUAUUUUCAACUUUUCAGACCAUUCUCUGUAAAUUCUAAAAACCAUGGCAUGUUCAAAGGCGCUUAGAUCACCUUUCAUCACCAAUGUGGUGCUCGGCUUAAAAUUCAGCAGGUCGUAUUAAACAUGCCUAAAGGCAAUGAAUUGCUGCCAUGUGACUUGCUGAAUAGAUUUUUGUGUUAACAAACAGAUGAACAGCAGACAGUAGUGCAUUUAUGCUUUGUGUGAAUCUAAAGUUCCAGUCAAGCACUGACUAUCAGCGUUUGAAUUUUCCCUUUAUGGUAAUAUAAAGUUUGGUUUGUUUCUUUUCUUGGGUAAUCUAAGAUAUUGUUCAAGUGGUUUUAACACAGGUCCUUCUUCAGGACUUCCUGGUUGAAGGUUUGUGUGCACAAAUGAGGCAGUGUGGUUUAUGAGAACACUAUAAACCACACUGGUUUGUGGUUCCCCUUAAUGUGCUGCAACUGCUGACUGUCCCCUUUCUUCUUAACAUUUUAUUUAGCAGGAUCCAGUUCUGGUAGUGGAUACCUGACUGAGGCAUUUAUUUACUUUCAGUAUGGAGGUAAUGGAAUACAGAUCAUGUUGCAUGUAGCUGAGGGUCAGCUACAUGCAACAGCAAAACCAAGCCGAGGUGCAAUAACACACAAUGAAAAAGCAAGAUGACAAAAUAAAAUCUAGUAGAGAUUUGGUGCACAUGACACUAAUGGCAGUCUCUAUAGUUCAAGCUCCACAUCAUUAUGUCCAUUCUGCGUAUUUGCAUGCUGAAUCAAGAUAAGAAGUGUUGGUUCUGAAGUACAUUAAUUGGUCAAUGAAUCCAAAGAGGAUUUGCUGCUGUCAAUGCCGUCAUUUUGUGGCUGUAAUAAACGUUAUCUGGCUCAGCGAGUUUCUAUAACUGCUAACUGUAGCUAUAGAAGUAGGAUUUGGUGCAUUUGUUGCAGUUGACAGGUGUGUAUUAACCCACAUCGUGUGGUGUGCAGGUGAAGUUUAACUAAGCUGUGAAGGAUGUUAACCUUCUGUUUAAGAUCUAAAUUUAGAGAUACCCAGUUUAACACAGUAACGCAUUACUGAGCAACAUGUGUUGUGAGUGUGGUGAUAAAUACCUGUCCCACACCGGCCAUCUGCAGACCUGGAUAAUCCCUGUUAGUAGAUUAGAGUUAGAGAGAGGAGAGGAAAGAAAGCAGCACUACGUCAACACCUCUGAAGAAAAAGUCACAUUUACUGUUGGACUGUAAUCAUUUCUGGAUUCACAUCGGCCGAGGGAGACUUUUUGGUUUGUGGUUUGGAGGUCUGAGGUUUUUAUUGUGAAGGAAUAAGAAGAAGUUGGACAGAGCUCCUAAAGGUUUUAACUGCGUUCAUUCCAGGGUCACACGAAGGUUUUCUUUUUUUUUUUUUUACUGUGAAAUGUUGGGAUUGUUUGUUGUAAGAAAUGGACAUUUGCACAUGUGGACAUGAGGAUCCGGAGAUCUUACUUAUAAACUUAUAACUUAUAAACGACUGAGCACAUUUUGGACUUUGUUUUAGGGAAUUUUUUUUUAAUUAUUAUUUUUUAUCAACCUUUUGUAAUAAUACAAAUUUGCAUAGUUGUUCUGAACCCAAAUGUGCUAUUUGUGAAGAUAUAGCAUUUUAAGACUUUUAUUGUGAAAUGCUCAAGGCUCGUUUUGUGAAUAACUGGAAAAUAUGUGCGUCCAAUGACAUUCAUUUUUCUCUUCAACUAAAAAAGGCAAAAAUUAUUUUUAAUGCUUAUUUUGCAGAAUCAAAGUCUUUUAUAAGGGAGGGCUAACUAAAUUUGGAGGAAUUAGGACCUUUUCUGGAAUUAUUGAUCCUCUUUGGACAUUUAUUGUGAAGGACCUGGAUGAUACAAAUCUCUUUAUGAGUUUGAAUAACAAGGGGUUGAAAACUGACUCCAAGAGAAGACUUACUGCGAAAAGAUGAUAAUACUAUUGUAGUUUAGUCGUGGUGAGUCACCUGUAAUCUGUCAGCCCAUCAAACUCCUAAUCACAGCUCGAGAAACAAUGAUUUCAUAUGUGGAAUGCCUGGGUGGGGAGGGGGCGGGGCCUGGUGUGACGUCGCAUUGUUGGAAUUCUGGUCCUGAGGAAGAGCGAGAUGAGCUUCUUCCACGCAAGAUGAUUUCCUUGCAACCAAAAACAGAGGGCAGCCUGCGCCGGCGCCUGCUCAGAGCUAAAAUCUACCAGCACCAUGAUGCCAUCUAUGGGUUAAAUGCAGGUGGCGUGGGACAGCUUGCAUCAGCCUCAAGUGAAAAAAAGCCCCUCCCAGCUCACCUGCAGUAUCAAGGAAACAGUCCCUGGUUCCGCCCGCAGCAACUCCCACCACGCUCCCAUAUCAACCCUUCUUUCACCCCAGAGGUUCGUGGGAAACUGUUCCUUACUCCAGAGGCCUGCGGUAAACCCCAUCCACAGUCUCUGCCGCUUCAGCUGCAGCGCCCUAACUGCCCAGUACUCACCCAGCGACGCAGAACUAGUUCCUGCCCCCCAACCCCAGAGCCCCGUCCCGGUUACACCAUGCCUGUCCCCUUUCAUCUUAGAACUACACCCCCAUUCAAGGAGCCAGAGCCACCACCACAAUAUCGCUACAGGCCCAGCAGGAAGUGCAAGACAAGCUUCUUGUGCUUUAGACGUCGCAAAGGAAGAAUGUCUGGGAAGGAAGCAACCCAAACUACACCCCUUCUACACAAAGGGGACGGGGACAGUAAGUGGUCUGUUCACUACACUACCCAGAAGCCUCAGCAGGGUCUGCGCUUCAUCCCUGGCAAAAGGCGAUCAGGCAGUGCUGAUGACCUGCGAGCAUGUAAUGGGCUGACUCAGCAUGACUGCAGCAUCCCAAGUGGUUCUCAGCCCCACCCCCCCAGCCCCACCCUUCCUCCCUUCUCCAGCAUCAACCAAUCAGACGGAACCGCACGACGAGGGUGGAGGGACAAAAGCAGGAAGAUGAGGUCCAGAGUCUUGGACUUUUUCUCUAAGUCUUGCUUUUCAGUUUGUUUCAAGUUUUCAGUUUGGAGAAGAAAGUCCACAACAUCCUCAGAGGAAGAUGAGAUGUUCAUCUUGAACAACAGGCGACCCCUGACACCACUGGUCCUGAAUCCCGUCCAUCUCACCUCCUGUUGGGAUGAUGAUGAGCAAACAUAUGAGCCAAAAGUCGAAAUGGAUGUGGAACCGCCCCCUCGACUUCCAACGCCGGAGGAGAGGAUGAGGCAGCAGGCCGAAGCAGUCGCAGCAGAUAUUGUUCCUAUUAAUGUAACAGGUGAGAGUUUUGAUCGCCAAGCCAGUUUUCGAAGAACACUUUCCAAUGCUGACUCACUAAACCGACGACCCCGGAAAUUGAGCCGACGCAAGACAGUUACUGGGAUACCAGAUAAUGCCCUCCCGAAGUCACCAUCUAUCUCUGACGUUCUUCCUGGUCAGUUCUCCACUGUGGGUCGACCUGCAUCUGAAUGUACCACUCCUCAUCAGCAGAGGAACAUGGAGGUGGAGGAAAAGGGAGAUCUAAGAAAAGAAGAGCAGCUGUCAACAAGGAGAAUCCGAGCCCCUAAAGGAGAGGGAAUGUCCAGCCUCAUGGCCUCCCUUACCUCUUCGCCACAUAUUGGUUGCCAUUCCAGCUCCUGCUGCUCACCAUCCUUGGAGAGCCACACCCUCCCCCGUCCGGCAACCAACUCCUCCCUGAAUUCCGAGGCCAGUUGUAACAGUGUAUCCUGCAGGACUCUCAGCACCUCCUCAUCUUGCUACCAGUCACAGGAUCUACAGGGAUUCCCCAGUGAUCUUCACCCUCUGCUGCCCUUUGACCCCACUGCCAGAGUAAUGCCACAGUCUCCUUCCUCCUCCUCUAAUUCCGUUCCCUCCUCACCUAUUAUAUCAUCUGUCCCUGCAACCUCUAGUUGUGCCCUACAAACAGAGUGGGCUUCCCCCAGUGAUAAGCCCAAUAAUGAGGCCCUUUCUUCCCCCGGCUCUCUUCCUUCUUCCCCUAUCACUGAUUCAGAGACUCAGUUUCAUUACCCAGCAGAGGAUGACCUGACAACCACAAAGCAGGACACCCAGUGUUUCUCAGAUGGUUGUUCCUUGACUGGAGAGAGGUGGAGCUACAAAACCCUCUCUCCAACCUCCAGUGUCCACAGUGGAAUUUCCCAGGAAAUGAGAUGUGUUUCUGAUGAAGGUUGGAACUUCGAUCCACUUCUCUCUUCUGGUCGGUCCUCCCCUUCUUGCACUGAUAGCAGCUCCUUGCGUUCAGUGAAGAUGUCCUCUCCCUCGCUAAACCGUGAGAAAAGGAAGUCAAGCACAUCCUCCUGCUACUCUCGUUCUGUCACCCGCAGCAUCUCCCUUCGCAAGUCCAAGCGUCCACCUCCUCCACCGUUGCGUUCUGAUUCAUUGAGGCGACGGCCAGGUCGUAGCAAAUCUUCGCGUUCUUCUUCUAGUCCCAAGGUGGAGCGCGGUCCCCGCCUGGAACGCACCAUGCAGCACACACCUGCGUCAUCUCCCCAGAACUUUCAGGAUCCCUGGGUGCCCCGAAGUAGCACCAAAAGACGCCAAAGUGGGCUUAACUGUGGUACAGUUUCAACCUUUGAGCCUCUAAACCCAGACUGCCAGGCAUCAACCUCUUCUGACUCUCCUCCUUCCAACCUCGAACCAACUCACCUCAGCCCUGGGUCUCCAGGUUCAGAGGAGGAAGGUCUGACUUUUACUCUCAAUCGCCAACCUCCAGCUUCCUCUUCUGUGCCUGGGCUUCAGCGACUUGCUUCGCCCUCCAGUGGGUACUCUAGUCAGUCUAACACUCCAACUCCUGGCACGCCAGUGUCUUCACCCCUCAUCCCAUCCUCCCCUCUCACAACAAGUCCUGGAGCUUUCUCCCUCCCCCCAACCUCACCUUUCUCCUCUUCCUGCUUUACCUCCUUCCCCCUCUCCCCUGUCGCAUCCUCCCUGCCUAGGACAAGGUCUCGAGGUGAAGGCAGACCAAAGCCACCAGUGCCAGAGAGGAAGUCUUCACUUUUCUCAUCCCUUUCGUCCUCAUUUUCUUCAACCUCUUCCCUCUCCUCCUGCACCUCCUCAGACUCCUCUGCCAAACAUAUUAAUCUUCCUGCCCCACCACCUCGGCCUCCUCUUCUCGAGUCUUCUUUGCUUUCACUUUCCUGCUCUCCCAUUCAUGAAACUCUUCCUCCUCCCCCUCCUCCUCCACUGCAGUCCUGCUCACCUGCUCCUUGUUCUUUCACUAAACUUUCUCUUGUUCCUCUUCCUUCACCAUCAUCCCUUCCUCUGCCCCCUCCACCGCCUCCUCUCCCACCAUUAUCCCUUGCCAAGCCUUCUCCUCUACCUCCCUUCUCCCGGCCUCCUCCUCCCCCCUACUCCUACGCUGUCAGGCAGACUUCCCAUCAUGAUCUGGUAUUUACAGUGUCAUCUUCCACCAACUUCCCUCCUCCCCCAACUUCUCCCCCUCCUCCCCCAUGUUCAGAACUCCCAGACAUGCCAAUUGCUGACCUCCCUCCACCACCACCACCUCCCCCUCUCCCUCCUUUGUCUGCUGUCCCCACACCUUUUGCCUCUGUCGUCUCCCGACCAAGCCCGGACGCGUUUCCACACAAAUAUGGCAAAGCACACCCCUGCCCUCUGGUAACUGCUCAAGCUCUGCAGGACGUCAAACUCCGCUCUAUUAAGAACCAGGAAGUCCUGCCAGCCAAUGGUACAUCUACUGAUGAUGGCGCUUUGUUGUCUGUUGGUAACCAUGGUAACCAGGAUCUACCAAUCAAAGAAGCUCAACACUACUUGGCUGACUUGACUAAAGGAAACCUUGUUUGCCUAUCCAACACCAGUGUUAACCUAGCGGAACAAGGAUCAGAAAACGAUAUCUGUUAUGUUGCCAACAAUGACGAUAAUACAGCUAGUGCAUCCUUGGAUAAUGCUAGCCUUCACAGCCCAGACAAUGCUGAAAUGAAACAACCUAAACAUGAAUCAGGUGAUGAUUUCUUCAAACAAACAAAAACAGAGCUUUUGGCAGAUGAAUCAGAUUUCAACAAUCUUCAAAGCUCACAAAGCAUUAUUCAUAACACUGCUAGCAAGAGAAGUCUUGGGCUUCAGCUGAGGAAUGGUGGCACUCCUCAAUGCAGACAGUCCAGUGAACAGAGAAAGAAAGAUUCAGACAUGUAUGCUACACUAGCUAACAAUGAAAUCUCCAGUUCUAAGAGUCCAUGGGUAAAAAUGUCUUAUGAAACUGACAAUAACCAUGUCAGCACAAUAAGUCAACCUACGUCUUUCCAACGAAACAUUAUAGGAACAGUGCUAACAGAUGCUAAGCUCAAAGAACUUGCAGAGAUUCAAAGAGAAUGCAGAAAAAUGCUGUUAGAGAGCAAAGAGGAAGUCGAGCAAAAUGACAAGAAAAAAUCACAAAUGCAGUCACUCUGUGCUGCUGAUGGAGAUUUGAAGCAUGUUGAUAUUAAACACUGUAACAGGGACUUGAAGCCAAGUAGCCCAAGAAAGAUCUGCUCUCCAGAGAAGCCAGUUCCACCAAAGAAGCCUGAUCUUUGCAUUCUGGGUCUCACAACAUCCCCCAACGCCACACGAGAACUCAAUGUGGUGAGGAGCAAUGGACAAAGUACAGCAUUUUCUCCAGGGUUCAACAGCCAGUCACAGUUUCCUGAUGAUUCUUUCUGCACACCUUUACACAAACAUGUGAUCCAUAGUCCCCCUUCACCAAAGCACUUGGUGUCCACCAGUGAUAACUCAGUGACACCUGUAUGCCCAAUUAACACAACAUCUGCCAAUAUCACCAUGCACUCACCUGCCAGCUCCCCUCAACGGACAAAAACACCAAUUUUGCACAAGAGACCAGAUCUCUCACUGACCUCACCCAAAACAACCAAACCACUCUUUCCAUCUAAAAUUACAGGAGGGGCUUCCAUGGGGACCUCUGGGACUGGAGGUGCUUCACAGAGUCUGUGCAUCACAGCUAGCAGUAGCACCUUGAAAACCAUAGGCACCGGGACCACAAUGGCUCGAAACACUUUGAAUGAAACCUUGGAUACCUUAAAGACCAACUACUCCCUAGGAGCCAUGGAAAUGUAUAGAACCUGCGCCUCCUCAAGGAUCAUGGGAAUGGCUACCUGUAGCACAUUAGGGAACUCAAAGGGCCAAGGAACUACUUCCACAUGGACUGAGGGCACCCAAACUGAAGUAACACACCCCAGUUGUGGUGAUAUCAAAACAAAACUUUAUCAAGAUGAUACAUCAUUUCAGAGGAGAAUGAUGAGGUCAUCACUAGCUGAAGAUGAAGAGGAAGAUAUUAAGGAAAGUUUGGAAGAGAGAAGGAUUAACAUGGCAAGGAUGAUGAUGAUGUCAUCCACCACAAAGAAAAAAGACAAAGGAAGGAAAAAGAAGAAGAAAAGGCCAGGCAGGCAGCUGCUAAUGAUCUCAGCAAAAAUGGAACCCUCCCCAUCAUCUUCAUCAUCUUCAUCAUCCUCGUCAUCCUCUUCAUCCUCAUCUGGAGAUGAGAGAGAUGUAAGAAAAGACAGGACAAUCCAAAUAAGCCAGAAGAUGAAAGUUACUAAAGUUUGGGACCAAGACACAAGUGACUCUGAAAGCUCCUUCAGUUUGAUUGGUCAGAGCAGGUACUCUCUCAGCAGCGCACUGUCCACUGACAGCCUGCGGGGUGAACUGUCACUACCAGACCUUCUCAUACAAGAGCCAGGUGAAAAACAAGACGAGCCCGGAGCUCUGAGAGGAGGAGAAAAAUCAAAGGAGGCUAGCAGUCCCCAGGAUGCUGAUGUGUUUGGCAGCGUUUCAGCAGAUCAGAUGUUCAUCUCUGGUUGUCCGCGAACCACAGAGGAUCUAUUCACCAUCAUUCACAGGUCCAAGAGGAAGAUGCUUGGAAGAAGGGAUCUAGAAGAAGACAAACAUCGUGUCUCGAGCUCCUCCUCCUCCCCCUCCCCUCCGGUGACUCCCACUGACCAGCUAAUGCGACCUGCAGCACUCAAGAGUCAAAGGUCAGCAAGAAGUGAGAGCUUUAAGGCUCUCCUGCUGAGGAAGGGCAGUCGACCUGAUUCUUCAUCUCGAAUCUCAGCAGUUGAGCGACUUCGGAAAGUUAUUUCUCCCACUGCAGCAGCUGACCUUCAUGGUGCACCACCACCUCACAUAUCCUCAGACCAAGUAAACUCCACAAGCUCCCUCCAAACUGGAGAAACACAUGACAUCACUGCCCACCUGACUCUUAAUGUUCAGCAACCUCCCAGAUCUCCAUGUGCUCAGAGCUUCUCCAUGAUGUUGGAAUGGAGGCAACAGGAUCUGCCACAUAAUAACCUCUUCUUCUCAUCUUCUUCCUCCUCUCCCUUCUUCUUCCUCUCAUCCUCCUCCACGCGCCCUCGCUCCCUCACUCCUCCCUGCUCGGCUAGCCGCCGCUUUGCCGCCCGCUGCCGCCUUGUUGCAGCCCCCAUGACUGCAAUCUUUGAAGGGGAAGAUGAGGAGGAAAAUGAAGAGGAUUUCAACGAGUCAUCGGGAGCUGAUGGAGAAUCCAGUCUGACACUGGUUGAGACUGCUUGAUGGACAAGAAAGCUUGCUGAUGUAGCUGAGAGCAGAUGGAUGUUAGACACCACAGAAAAAUUGGAUGUGGUCAUGAAUGUGUGGCAAAGUCUCAGCUGACUCAGCUGAAACUCACCUGAAGCAUUUAAUUGAAUGCACUAAAGCACACUUCCUAAUUAACUACAUCAGUCACCUUAAAAGGAUGUGUACAAAAUAAUGGUUUCAAGAAAAGAAGCUUGUUGCGAUGACAUAAGAGUUUCACUCCAACAGUUUCUUCGCUUUUUAUUUCCUUUUAAACCACACUAGUUAUGUUUUCCAACGUCAGUGACACUAAGUUUCUUUGACAUUGAUAAAUUCACGUUCUUCUGUCUUCUGCACUUUAUAUUCGCCAAGUAACCCGUGUUUGUUCUACACAUGAGAAUUUUGUUUUCUUGAGAUCACACUUUAAAUAUUCUGAAACAGUCAAUUUCAGCAACUUCUAGAAUAUACACAUCUGUGUUGAAUUGGAUAUGCUCUGCCGGAGGUGAUUCCUCAUGUGGAUCCAGGAAUUGUGUAAAGGACUGACUUUUCACAUCAUAUUCAUAUCACACACAAAUCAAACUGAAAUACAUGGGAGCUACAAUCUUGAUGUUCUUAAGAAAAUAUCAACAACUAGAUGAAGAUCCAUCUAGACCCACAUCAUGGACGUUGUGGAGGGGAGCCAGUAUAAUAUUAAAAAUUAGUUUACACAAAAAAAGUGAUCCAAAAACAAAUUAAUUUAUCACAUUAAGAAAAUGUUCCUGAAUUUUGUAUUUUGUACUCAAGAAAUGUUUUUGUGGUUGCAGUUAAUCAUGAAGUUAAAAAUCAUGUAAAUCAAUUAGGUAGAAAUAUUGGGGAAAACAAAAUCAAUUAAGCAUUGUUUUUUUCUUCAAUAGAAAAGUAAUAUCACAAUGCUUUCAGCAAAAUAAAUGUUCGAUACUGACGCUUAAAUCAGCCGAUUCAAACUAUUUACUGGGGUUUAUUAUUAUCACCUAAGUAACUGGGCUGGGCUAAUGCGUCUCCAAAUUUAAGCAUUAGUGUAAAUGUUGCAAUGGCUUGUGUUUUGAUGUUUGUUUCAGUAUAAUCGUUUAAAAGUCUGGUUUUCUACAUUAUGACCAGCUGCAUUCACUGAGACUGUAACUAAUAAGGAAUAGAGAUGGUCCUUUUCUGUAAAUAUCCCUAUAUUCAUUUUUCUCUCUUAUCAUGUUUUCUUGUUUGUAUGACUUUUGCAGCUGAAUCUUUGUUUCUAUUUUGUUAGCAUUUUCAGCCUCCAGCUUAAUGAGUCAUACAACACUCACAUUCAGUUUUCACCCUCGAAUCAGAUUUGUUUAUCUCAUGGUAGGCAUCUAUGGAAGCUUGUUUCCAUGACUGACAAAAACAAAAUACAAACAAAAUCUCAAAAUUUUGGCUUAAUUCCAAGUUCCAAAAUUCCAAGUUCAUUUUCUCAGAAGUUUGAGUUAGUCAGUGAAACUUUCAAUCUUGAGAUGAUGACCUUAAAUUUCGACUUAUGGAUUGAAAAAAUCCUUGUUUUUUUCAGCAAUGGAUGCAAACUUCCAUGGGUAGCAGCUAAUACGACUGCAAACUAUCAGAAGUAACUUUUUAGGGUGGAGACUUUGUAUUUAGAAACAUAAUCUUAUCUUCUCUCUGUGUGGACAUAAGAGGUUGAGAUUUACUAUAUUAACCAUAAAAUGAAUGAAUUUACUUGGGAAACUGAAAUAAAUGAGGAAAGCACUGUGAGAAAAGAAGUCUUAGGUUAAAGUGAUGAUCGGGAUGAAAUGGAGAACUGAAUGUGUAGAAAAGCAGCAAAAAGGUAGAACUGAAAGAAAUGGAAAUGUAUGUAAAAAGGUGAAUGUAGAAAUGGAAGCAAUAAAGGACAAAUUGAUUUCUGAA